AUGGAUGAUAACUACACAAGGAUCACAGAAUUCAUUUUCGUUGGCUUGAGAUACCAGCCUAAGCUGCAGGUCUUCCUGUUCUUGCUCUUUCUGCUUUUCUACCUGGUUACUAUGACAGGAAAUUUGGGUAUGAUCCUUCUCAUCCGUGUAGAUUCCCGUCUUCACACUCCCAUGUACUUUUUCCUCAGCCACCUGUCAUUUGUGGACAUCUGCUUCUCAUCAGUCGUGGCCCCAAAGAUCUUCUUUGCAGAUAGAAAAGUCAUCUCUUUCCUGGGCUGUGCCUUGCAACAAUGGUUUUUUGGAUUCUUUGUGGCCAUUGAGUGCCUUCUCUUGGCAUCCAUGGCCUAUGACCGCUACGUAGCCAUCUGUAACCCACUGUUGUAUUCAGUGGCUAUGUCCCAGAGACUCUGCAUACAGCUGGUGGUCGGACCCUACGCUGUGGGUUUCUUCAACACCAUGACUCACACAACAGCUGCUUUCAGACUUCCCUUUUGUGGCUCCAACAUUAUCAAUCAUUUCUUCUGUGACAUGUCUCCUAUCCUUUCCCUCAUAUGUGCCGACAUACGGAUCAAUAAACUCUUGGUUUUCAUUGUGGCGGGAGCUGUUCUGGUUGUCAGCAGCACCACCAUCAUCAUCUCCUACUGUCAUAUCCUCAUUGCCAUCUUGAGAAUCCGCUCUGCUGAAGGGAGGAGGAAAGCCUUCUCUACCUGCUCAUCCCACGUCACAGCAGUCUCCAUUUUGUAUGGGACUCUCUUCUUUAUCUAUGUGCGGCCAAGUGCGAUUUCUUCUCUGGACCUCAAUAAAGUGGUAUCCGUGUUCUACACAGCGGUGAUUCCCAUGCUCAACCCACUCAUCUACAGCCUGCGAAAUAAAGAAGUGAAGGCAGCCAUGGGCAGGACAGUUGCCAAGGCCAAAUUUUUCCUAAAGAAUUAA
Meriones unguiculatus (Mongolian gerbil) is the source of this 933-nucleotide messenger RNA. RefSeq names its product olfactory receptor 5G9. Lineage: Eukaryota; Metazoa; Chordata; Mammalia; Rodentia; Muridae. Gene Ontology annotation, cellular component: membrane. Gene Ontology annotation, biological process: G protein-coupled receptor signaling pathway; sensory perception of smell. The record is from RefSeq and is a predicted model, not a curated record. Gene Ontology annotation, molecular function: G protein-coupled receptor activity; olfactory receptor activity; odorant binding.